AAAAAAGAAAAGUGAUAAUAAUGCAAGUAAUGAUAAUAAUGCAAGUAAUGAUAAUAAUAAUAAUGAUAAUAAUAAUAAUUAAUAAUAAUAAUAAUAAUAAUAAUAAUAAUAAUAAUAAUAAUAAUAAUAAUAAUAACAAUUAUUAUCAGUAUA
Molecule: messenger RNA, 153 nt
Organism: Loa loa (African eye worm)
Lineage: Eukaryota; Metazoa; Nematoda; Chromadorea; Rhabditida; Onchocercidae
Exons: 1
Source: RefSeq, a predicted model, not a curated record